Drosophila subpulchrella is the source of this 1447-nucleotide messenger RNA. RefSeq names its product neuropeptide-like protein 31. The record is from RefSeq and is a predicted model, not a curated record. Bases 933 to 1382 code for a protein of 149 amino acids. NCBI's taxonomy places the organism in Eukaryota, Metazoa, Arthropoda, Insecta, Diptera, Drosophilidae. The transcript has 2 exons.
GCAUUUUUAAUCUUUAUGUCUAUACCUAUAAUAAUCUUGAAGACAUGAACAGAAAACUGCAACCGGUCCUUACUUGAUAUCUUUACAUUGCUAUAAUAUCCAAUCGCGAGCUUAUGGUGCACAGUGCUAUUUAUGAAAACGGAAGAGAUUAGGAGAUAGGAACUGAAAAGCUGCUGUCUUAGCGAGAAGUCCUUGACGAAUGUAUCAUAUUUACUCGUGAAAUCCCUUGCCUUCCUCUGCAUGCUUCCAAAAAUUUACCACUGCAUUUUAUCAAUGAAAGAGCUUCAAGCAAUAUUGCAAAAAUAUGGAAUACUAUAACCCCCAUUGAAGCAUGACCAAGGGUAAAGUUUGUCUCCAAAACGUCCCUCACAAUGAACUCUCGGCCAAUGGCCAAGCUAAUCGCAGUGGAAAACCCGAAAUCCAAUACGGUUCCAAUUGUAUCAGAAUUAUCAUGGUUGACCUCAUCCGAAGGGCGUUGAUGAGCGUUGACCACGGUCCAGGCCGGCAAUGAACCCCAAAGAAGUGGAAACCACCGACCACAGCUCACAACGCACAUGACGAAGCGGACCAUCAACCAAUUUUAAGGUUAAUGACUGUGUUUACGGAAAAUAUAUGUGAACUCUGCCGAAAAAAAACGGCUAAGUAAUUUAAAUUGAUAGCAAAACGACAAUCAGAACAUGAGUAAUCGAGGCGCUGCCCAAAAGGGCCCACAAAGUUUUGUUUUGAUUUGUUCCAUUUUAGUUACCGCGUACAAAUACGUUUGAAAUGCGUUUAUAUGGGGAUUUCAAAAAAUUGCGUAUACGCCGCUUGGGUCAUGCACGAACGAGCAAACCGAGCAGCCGUUGAUGGGCGGCCGAUUAAGCUCCAUUAAAAAAGCGUUUUAUGCUUUAAAAAUUGCAAAUAUUCGGCGGCGAACUCUAUAAAAACAGUUAAUGCCGGACUUUUUCCAUUCAGUCAACGUUCGAGGAUUACACGCCACAAACACGGCCAGCACAGUCAUGUCAGCGAAACAAACGAGCAGUUGCCUCUGGUUGGGAUUGGUCCUGGUCGCGAUGCUUCUGCAGCCUUCCGAGUGCCAGUACUACGGAUAUCCCUACGGGUACGCAGGUGCCAGUGCGGCAGCGGGAUCGGGCUAUGGGAACCUCUACGGCAGCGGCAUGUACGGAUACCCCUACAGCUACGGCGGAUAUCCGUACUACUCGUACCCCGGCUACAACCCCUACUCCAUGUUCGGCGGAGGAGGUGGCUAUGGACAGUACGGGUACCCCUAUGGAGGAUAUCCCUACGGCGGCAACGCCGGCAACGGCAUGAACGUGGCCUACGCCAGCAGCAGUGGAGGAUUCGCCACAGCCAGUGCGGGCGGAAGCGGGUACUACGGAUGAGAGAUAUUCGCGUCCUAAGCUAGUUUUACUGUACAUACUGGUUAAGUCUUCCUACUAUUUAAGUG